This is a messenger RNA of Acanthopagrus latus (yellowfin seabream), 6718 nucleotides long. RefSeq names its product keratocan (gene kera). Gene Ontology annotation, molecular function: protein binding. Lineage: Eukaryota; Metazoa; Chordata; Actinopteri; Spariformes; Sparidae. The record is from RefSeq and is a predicted model, not a curated record. Bases 4981 to 6012 code for a protein of 343 amino acids. The transcript has 2 exons.
GGACCAUAGUGAUGGCAAAUAAGUCACACCUAAAACAACAGGACAGUACGUUGGUCUGCUUGAAAUAAUAAUGUGCACACAGUUUGAUUUCGAUCUUUAUCCCUUUUGGGUUGAUGCCUUUGAAUAAAUAUUGGCAAACAUCAAACUAGAAAUGCACAAAAAGCUCUUACUAGUCUGAUAAAUGCUUUCCAGGUUUUCUGUCAUUAAGAGUUUCCACGAUAUCUCACAGUUGAGUCACUAUAAACAUAGUUUAACUUUCACUUCUAAAAUAAGUGGUUAACUUUAAUUGUGGUCUGGAGCUCCUGCAUUACCACAGUAGACAGUGUCGUAUUGUGAAGCUGCGUCUGGCAAUGACCUGGUGUAAAUUCACUAGCAUUACGUCAGUGUGUAAUAUAUCAGUGAUAGGCCCUAUGGGAAAAACUACAAAAAGAAGACUUGGCUUGUAAAAGAAAGAGAGUUGGGUGUGAAUGUCUGCAAACCCCUCUAAGCUCCUAGUGAGCCUCACCUGACAGCUCACUAAACACUCACCAAGGCCUGUAAACUGGUCAUGCACCCAUCCCCCUGAGAAAGGGGUGAGGAGCAGAUCAUCCACUGCAGGCCAAAUGGUUAAUAUGGGUGGAGUGACAGCAGUUUAACCCUCGAUGCUGAUGACUUCAAUCUCCAAAAGAAAAAAAAGAGGAGACCAAACGAAAGAGGCGGUAAAAACUGCUGGGCUGGCAGAAAAGUAGGCACGACAAAACUCUGAAAGGACAUCCCAGCUCACACACAACCGUCCUCCCACCAACGACACACGCUCCAUCCUCUCUGUUUAACUGGUACAUGUCCAAGGUGCAGCCCUUGGGGAAUCAAACCAACAACUAUUCGAGUCUAACUGGGCUGGUUUGCAGCGCUAACCACAGCAGAGCCACUGACACUGCAGACAGUCAUCAGAGCUAAUCACUGGAGAAGCAGAGGGACCAGACCUCACCUGGCUGCAUGCAGACCACUCACACCAGCUGGAGAGGCAGGUAAAGAUGAUUUGUCUUUAAUAAUAAAUCUGUUUGAGAGAGGAGGCGGCAAAGGCUUUGACAAGGGACGGUGCAGUGUAUGUAUCAGACGGUUUACAUCUGAUUGGAAUUAUCUUUACCUUUGAUGUGGUGCACCUUGCUAGCAUCUGUCUGAGAACUUGCAGGUGAAAGUGGUGGGGCUUUUGAAAGUGUUCACUUGCAGUUUUUUUGUCUGUUUCUUCCAGUCACAGUUCACUUAAUGAAUCUGGAUGCUUCAUGUCAAGAAAAAGAUAGAAAGGUGGAUUUAAUAGACACUUUUGGUACAGUUUUACAAUCAAGCUCACACCUGGAAAUGAAUGAACCAAGAAAAAAAAACUGUUUUUUUUUUUUUUUUCAAAGUUUGCAAAUGACACACGUGUUUGGAAAGUCACUCUUACUUCCAAACUUUUCUUUUACACGUAAUAAUUAUCCAUAAACACAGUCACUUUCUCAGCUCAGGAUGCAGUAAGCCAUGCAAACUCUUCAAAAUGAUUCAAAGUCAUGAAGUGGAUUUCAGCAAAAGCCAUCUGCUGGAACCAAGCCCGCAAAAACCGAUGCAGUGCAAAUACAACCCGUUGUGUAAUUAACAUAGCUGGCUCAGACACAAAGCCCCUGGCAGGAAAUUAGCAUUAUCAUAUUCCUCUGCAUGUGUUUCUCCUUAGUCUGUCAGGCGGAUUUUUGACAACAUUUGUUUUCAGUAAUAUUUAUUCCAUCUUGCACAGAUCUGUCAAGCCCUGACUCACCUCAUUUCAACAGUUAGGUCAUUCAAUUGUAAAUCCUGACACUUUAUAAAUGACUCUUGUGAUGUGAGUGGCGAGGUGUAUCAAAUCACAGUUUCACUUUAAUUAACUGUAAUCAUGAUUCAGUUCUUUACACAUCAUGAAUUCCAGUUUUAAACUUUACUCACAUUUCUCAUACCUAGAGUACGUGUAUUGGGGAGGCUGUAAAAAGACAGAUGUGUCAGUGAGAGAUGGACAACUUGAUUUUUGAUUUUAUCCCAGAACAUUUUACAAGUCUGCUGGUUGGCCAUGGUAGUAGAAAAAGGUUCAGUGGAAGCACAUUCUUGGAAAUUACAAGCCGGCUGUCCAGUUGCUUGACAAACUGAGCUGUGUGCCAAUUGUAUGGUCAGUAGCCUCAGCAGUGCAACAGCAUGCUCAGAUACAGGGCAUUUGUCUUUUUCAGUUAAUUAUGGGCUCAAAAAAAUGUACUGGCAUUAGAAAGAUAAAGGGAGGGAGAGCAGUUGGCUAUGCAAAGAAGAGAAGUCACUUAAGGCUAACCUGCUUACAAGUCAAGCCUGUUAGGACGGUACAGUGACUGAUACAAACAUCGCAUGUCCAUUCAUCAAGGUAGUGAUUUGUCUUUGACGCACAGUUCCUAUAAGUGUGCCCAGGACAACCUUGUCAAUGUGUAACUGAUCAUACAAGAUUACAAACAUGUGUAAAGGAAUGACCCCUGUUCACAAAUUCAGCGUGGCAAACACAGGAGGAGCUCUAAUGGGAUUGCACGGCUGAUCAUGGAUAAGUGUUGCCGCUAUCCUCACACAACUCAGCUGGGAUUAUCCCGUUGCAUUCAGUCCGCUGCCGUCAUCACUGGAAAUUAGCGCAACCUCAUGCAGGGCAUGUUGAAAAGGCACCUGACCUAAGCGAGCUUCUACAAAAACAAUUCACCCAAUCAGCUUGCAGUUAAAUCCCCACAGAUUAGGUCUGACCUCCCUCCCAUAACACUAUUACAUCUGUCUGAAGAAAAUGUUUUGUACUCUCGGAGGGUGCAUCACCUUUGAGCUGGACAACCUUGCCAACAUGCUCCCUGCUCUUUACUUCUUAGCAUCUUGCAAUUCUUGCAAAGUAUUUUAAAGCCACUGAGUUCACAGAUCUGCCUUCAAUCUUGUUCAAGCAAUAGCCUCUUGGUAUAAGUUCAAAACAAAUUAAACUAAAGCCAUGAUAAAACUCGCAUACCAAGAAAUUAUGCUCAAAUAUGCUGUGGUACUCAAGGCCAGUAUUAUUGGAUCUAAUGUGCACAAAGAAAACACCCACGACUAAUUUCUUUUAUCGCAACUGUUUCUCAUUGUGUACACUUAGAUCAAAUCUAACCGAAACAUUUAAUAAGUUUAUUGUCAAAUAGUCCAAUUUUGAAGAUCAUGUGCUUGAAAUCGUAGUACGCAGGCUUGAUGGCCUCUUGGCUCCACAAAAAAACACCAAGUAGGUGUCCUUAAAAAGUUAAGCUGUAUUGGUACAUUUUGUUGAGCUGAAUUUGUGUACUUUUACUUUAUCCUACAGUCUCUGUUGACUCCAAAUACUGCAAGACCUUAUAAUUCGUAUAAAGCAGAUUAAUGAAUGGUGAUCACACCAUGGACGGCGGUAGCACAAAAUUAGCGCAAAGGUCAGCAAAGGAUUCUGAGGGAUUUGUGAUUGGAGUUAAAAAGAGAUCAGGCAUGCCCGCCAAGGGAGGAAGGGUUGUCCAUGUGGAAGUCAGCAAACAAAGAACAGGUAGGAUUGCAUUAGCCUGUAAGUGGGCCAUGUCUCAAGUCCUGAAAAAGGCUUAGCAGACUAUACACCACCUCCAGACCUUUGAUCUUGGGAGACUCCAAUUAGCCAAGAGAAGCUUUGGUGUCAUUAUGAUUGACAAGCUGGCACGCGUUGAAUGAACACCCAGUGGUACAAAUAGAGGGAAGCGCGAGGUACAGCCUCGUCAUUUGGGACUACGCUUGAUAGCUUGCUGAGAAAGGACGCAGACAAGUGAGAACCUACAGAGUUUCAGGUAAGCUGUGUUCUUGGAAGGGGAUGACAUUGACACAUGUGGAUGGUAAUUUGGUAGAUGUUUGUCAUGCAGCUUUGGGUUUUAUCUUUAUGGAAGCAUGGAUCAUGCUUUUAUCAUUUGCACUAGGUCAAGGAGUUGUGACCCUUGUACAGUGAGAGAGCAGGGGCAUGUCUCUUAAAACAGGUGUGCUGGCUUUGUCUUUGAAGUGAGGCCAUCCAUGGAAAAGCGUGGCCUAUCCAAAAUGAGUUCCAGACAAACGUGGAGUGCAUCAAGAAUUUAAACAAGCACCAGAUGGCAGCUGAGAGGAAUCAAGUAGUGCCUCAAGAGAUGGGUGGAUGGAAGGUGGUAGAGCUGACUUCAGAUUUGUCUGACUGGAUUCCCUUUUUUGUUUUUGCGCUGCCUUGUUACAUAGCAUAUAAUGUAUCCCAUCUUUGGCAUCUCACUUUUUGUCCUUUACCCCUGUCAUUGGUUAGGUCAAGGCCAUCUGGCCUUGAAUUGUUGUUUCUAAAAAGGUGAAGAAUUCUGUUUUCCUCAAGGGAAUCUGUGCACGCUUGCACAUGUGUUUAAUUGCAUCAUUGUAUCAGCUGUAGAAACCAAAACAGAUGGACUUAGAGAUGUGUGGCAGGCAUAUCCAUCCUCUGUAUGUUGCAUGAAAGCAUGUAUGCAUCUUACAACUGACAUGCAAAGUUGUCAAGUCUGAGCUUUCAGGUUAUCCUAAUGCUAUUAAAGUUGACCUGGCUCCGCAUCCUCUCAGCGGAGGUUUACCCGUCAUUGGCAAGCAAAGGAGUGACCCGGAAAGAGCAGUUGACUUGCCCUGUUGGCAGCUGCCACUAGAAUUUAAUGAUAAUGACAUCAGUGGUAGAGUAGGCUGCGUAAUCUGAUGGUGGCUAAUUUGGGCCAGAGUUUAUACGAGUUAAUUCGUAAACACUUUGGUGGAUGUUUGCCGUUAGAUCGGAAGUGACUGUUGUGUGGGAAACGCCUCACCAGGACUGUCGAUACAGAAUCACGAAACAGAAAGUGUGUUCCUAAUUCCUCAAAGUCCCCAAUCCUUUGCAUCUUAUCUGAUCCUCUUUACCAUGAGUGUCUAGAACUUCCAGAUGUCUCUUUGUCUUAUUCUGUUUUAAGAUUAACACUGUGUAGCACAUUACACAACUGUAUAUAAUUUUGUCUUCCUUUCCAUCAUAGGUUGCACAGCGAAAUGGCACUUCUCCUGAGUCUGCUUUGCAUCUUGUGCCUGGUUGGGCCAGUUCUUGGCCAGGACAUGCAAUAUGAGGAAUUCAUGGCCCAGAUCCAAGCCUGUCCUAAAGAGUGUCACUGCCCCUCUAACUUCCCUCGUGCUGUCUACUGUGACAAUAAAGGCCUGAAGAGCAUCCCCAACAUCCCACCAUACACGUGGUACCUGUACCUGCAGAACAAUCUGAUUGAAGUGCUGUCAGCAGAUGCCCUGCGUAAUGCCACAUCCCUGCGCUGGCUGAACCUCAACCGCAACAAAAUCACAAGUGAGGGAAUGGAAGCAGGGGUCCUUAAUGCAAUGCCUCAACUGGCACACCUCUACAUGGAUGACAACCUCUUGUCUUCUGUGCCAUCUCCACUGCCAGCCACCCUAGAGCAUCUACGACUCUCUCGCAAUCGCAUUUCCAAGAUCCCUGCUGGUGUCUUCGUUGGUCUGGAGAAGCUAAACCUCUUGGACCUCCAGGGGAACAAGCUGAUGGAUGAUGCGGUGACUGAGGUGAGCCUGAAGGGUCUCAGCAGUCUGGUUCAGAUCAAUCUAGCCAAGAAUCAGCUGAGCAGUAUGCCUCUUGGCUUACCACCCACUACUACCCAGCUUUUCCUUGACGGCAACAACAUUGAGAAGAUCCCAGCUGGCUACUUCAAAGGUUUGCCAAAAGUGGCAUUUCUGAGGCUCAACCACAACAAGCUUGGCAGCGGUGGAGUCCCCAAAAAUGUGUUUAAUGUCACCAGCAUUUUGGACUUGCAGCUGUCCCACAACCAGCUGACUGAGGUUCCCCUCAUUCCCUCAGGCCUUGAGCACCUUCACCUCGACCACAACAAUAUCAAAAGUGUGAGUGGCUCCAACAUCUGUCCUGUAGCCGUCGAAACUGUGGACGAAUCUGUCAACGACAGUGUUCCUCGUCUGCGCUACCUCAGACUGGACGGCAACGAGAUCAAGCCACCAAUUCCCAGCGAUGUCAUUCUGUGCUUCCGUCUCCUCAGGUCCAUUGUCAUCUAAGGAGCAAACAAAACCAAUCAGCGUGUUGUAAGCUAAUUCCAAUUUUGGAUGACUUUUGAUGACUUCAUAUUGUGGACAUUUCUCUGAUAGUUAAGAUGUGUGAAUCUAUGCAACAGAAAUGGUGACAUGAGUAUUAUUUGCAUGUUUGUGACGUUCAAAUAUUUGACGGUAGUUGGCACCAACUUGUUUUAUUGCCACGACUUAGGAAAAAGUGCUUUCCAGUUCCAGAGAACAUAGACUUUUCAGUGGAGUUUUAAUAAAUCUUAAAGACGGUAAAACAUUGUCAAGGAAGUGGUGGGUUAGAGGCUUUAUUUGAGGCUGCAAUCUGUUGACCACUAGCUGUGCCUUACGUUGGUACAUCUGCAUGUACAAUUCAGAAUAAAAUAUGAAUAUAGUUUAGCAUGACAGUGAUUUAGGACGAUAUGUAUAAAUGGCAUUUGGAGCUCUUUCAGAACUCAUGUCAUUAUGCUUCUUUGAGAAGGAGGCAGAGCUUAUAAGAUUGAUUGUAUUUUUUUUUUUAUUGUUUCAGGAAAACAUUUGCUUUAUAUUUGUAGACUUGAAGCCAACUUCAUGGUCUUGGGUUCUAGGUUUGUGGUCUUAUUUCCUUUUUUUAAGAAUUACUCUAUUCUUCAAAUAGACAUAUUUACUGUAGGUAAUUUAUUUUUUAUUUAAUAUUGGCGAAAAAUGAGUAGAAACCUGACAGUCC